AGCGCACUCAGUCGGAGAGGGAUCCACACCUGGAAACAAACUUUCCAAACGCAGUUUGCUGAAAAGCAGACAGCCGAAGAGAAAUGCAGAGAUCUUCAGCUGCGCACUCGGUCUAAGAGCAGCACGGAGAAACCGGGAAAGAUGGCGUGGACGCAGGCUUGCGUUCUGCUCGCUCUGGCUUCACUUGGACUUUUAUUUCUCGGCGUCUCGGUGGAAGGAGAGCCGCAGGGGGAUCAACAGGAGGAGGAGGAGAGGUCCUGUCAGGGUGCAUUCGACCUCUAUUUUGUUCUGGACAAAUCUGGAAGUGUGAAAUAUCACUGGAAGGAGAUUUACUUGUUUGUGAAGCAGUUGGCAGAAAAGUUCAUCAGCCCCAUGCUGAGGAUGUCUUUUAUAGUCUUCUCCACCCAAGGAAAGGUCAUCAUGCCACUGACAGAGAACAGGGAGGCCAUAACUGAGGGCUUAAGGGCUUUGGACAAAGUUGUCCCAGGAGGAGACACUUACAUGAACUUAGGACUUGAGAUGGCCAAUGCACAGAUAUAUCGAGAGAAGCAAGGAACUGCCAGUGUUAUAAUCGCGCUGACUGAUGGGGAACUGAAUCUGUGGCAGUUUGACACAGCGCAGCGAGAGGGACAGAGAGCCAGGUCAAUGGGGGCCACCGUUUAUUGUGUUGGGGUCAAAGAAUUCAACCAGACUCAGCUUGCAACUAUUGCCGACAGUAUGGAGCAUGUGUUUCCUGUAUGGGGUGGUUUCCAAGCACUCAGGGGAAUCAUUGACUCGAUCAUCAAGAAGUCUUGCAUUGAGAUUCUGGCAGCUGAGCCAUCCAGCGUGUGUGCGGGAGAGAGUUUCCAGGUGGUGGUUAGAGGGAAUGGUUUUCUUCAUGCUAGAAACAUCAACAAGGUCCUCUGCAGCUUCAAACUCAAUGAUACACACUCUGUGGAUGAAAGACCAGCUGGGAUUGAGGAUACCUACCUGCUGUGUCCGGCUCCUGUCAUAGAGGAAGUUGGAAGGGUGAUUUUCCUUCAGGUGAGCAUGAACGAGGGCCUCACCUACAUCACCAGUUCUGUCCACAUCACCACUACAGAAUGCUUUGACGGCACCAUUGUGCUAAUAUCAAUGCUGGUCUUGUUCCUGCUGUUGGCUCUUCUGCUGAUGUGGUGGUUCUGGCCUCUCUGCUGCACCGUGGUGAUCAAGGAACCUCCACCACCACCGCCUCCAGAGCCCGAGUCAGAUGAAGAUGAUGGAAUGCCGAGGAAGAGGUGGCCCACCGUGGAUGCCUCGUAUUACGGGGGAAGAGGAGUUGGUGGCAUUAAGCGCAUGGAGGUGCGAUGGGGGGAGAAAGGCUCAACGGAAGAAGGUGCCAAACUGGACAAACCUAAAAAUGCUGUGGUAAAGAUGCCAGAGCAGGAGUUCGAACCCUACGAACCCAAACCUCGAAAACCGCACCGCCGCCCCCCACAGCAGAAGACGUGGUACUCGCCAAUUAAAGGCAAAUUAGAUGCUCUGUGGGCUCUGUUCAGAAGAGGCUACAACCAGGUAUCCCUGAUGAGACCUCAGCCCGGAGAUCAGGGUCGUUGUAUUCGCUUCCAGCGCAUCAGAGAUGAAGGACCCUCUCCAAAGCAUGAGAGUCUUCCUCGUAGGCCUCGUUCUCCCUCAGCAACUCCUCCUUCUCCUCCUCCUCCUCCAGCUGAAGAGCAACCCUUGGUCUCUGUCUCUGUCCCCCGGACAAAGCCUCCAUCCAGAGGACCUCGCACCGCCCUGCCUUCCAUCGCAACACCUCCGUCUCGAGCACCCCCUCCCAUGGUGCGACCUCCGCCGUGUACACCCCCAGCUCGUUUACCCCCAGGGCCCCCACCCUCCCGACCGCCACCGAGGCUGUAAAAAAAGAAGAGAAAACGCAGUGCACAAUCAUUACGUCAAAAAUGUGUAGACUCAGACAGAAGACAUUUCUUGACCACCACCACCCCUGUGCCUUGUUGCUGGACAGCAAAAUGUAUCCGCUGUGGUUUCUGAUGGAGCACAGCACUCCAAAGACGAAAUAACCAUGCAGGUGCUUUAUCCGGACUGUGCAUUAGGUCAAGUAGGCUAGCUAGACGGUGAGAGGAAGUGCAAUCAUUUCUGGAAAUCCAACCUCUGAGGGAUUUGGUGUUGCUAAAUGCUAGAUUUUUGCAUGAUUGGGGAAAGUAAACAGGAAAUAGAAGAGUUUUGUUUGUAAUUUUGACCAACACAGCAUGUAAGGAAAGAUAAAUGGCAGUAAGAGCUAUGUUGUUGUUUUUUUUUCUUUUAGUCAUCACCAACUGAGCAUUUUCUAUGUAAACGUAAUUUUUUCAACCAAAGAAACAUUUUCUGCAACUUUUUUCCCCUAAUUUUUUAAUAAAUAAACAAUGACCUUGUUGCAACUGCAGGCCAGUUUUUUUAAUUACUUUUAUUUAUUGUAACACAGGCCCUUAAGUUUUUCCUAAAGCGGGGUGGGUUUUUUAGACUCUAUGGGGCAGGGGCAUGUAGACGGGUUUUCUGCACAGACAAAUAUGCAAGACUUUGUUAACAAUGUGCUAUCUUCAUGGCUUGUUUUUAGCUUUUUUUUACUGACUGAAAUGAUCAUUUGCAUUAUUUCUUUAACAACUUUUAUGUUUUCAAUAAAGUUUUUCUUUUUUUUUCUCA
Messenger RNA from Oryzias latipes (Japanese medaka), 2658 nucleotides. It is a transcript of the gene antxr1d, whose product is annotated as ANTXR cell adhesion molecule 1d. The record is from RefSeq and is a predicted model, not a curated record. Lineage: Eukaryota; Metazoa; Chordata; Actinopteri; Beloniformes; Adrianichthyidae. Gene Ontology annotation, cellular component: cell surface; plasma membrane. Gene Ontology annotation, molecular function: transmembrane signaling receptor activity.